Dacryopinax primogenitus is the source of this 1071-nucleotide messenger RNA. RefSeq lists its product as uncharacterized. NCBI's taxonomy places the organism in Eukaryota, Fungi, Basidiomycota, Dacrymycetes, Dacrymycetales, Dacrymycetaceae. Bases 1 to 1071 code for a protein of 356 amino acids. The record is from RefSeq and is a predicted model, not a curated record. The transcript is spliced from 5 exons.
AUGGCAGAGCACCAGAGGCUGCAAGCAGGCAACCAGACCCAGCUGCUGCUCUGGCCCUUGCUAAUGUCAAGUUCAAGUGGCCCCUUGGGCAUAUCCUUCCUACCUGACACUUGCCAGUGGGGUGCCAGAGCUGAGCUCACUGCCGGCCCAAAGCCCAUUCUUGGCACCACAUUGGAUGGUCUUGAUUACUGGCACUGGACCAUGCAUCCAUGGAUGACCCAGGAUGUCCACCAGUGUAAAACAUGCUAUUUCUAUGAAUUCUUGCCCAAGCUGGAAGAUCUGCCUCAGAGGCCAGGUCUCUUUCUACAUAUGGCUAGCAUUAAUGGUGGUGACAAAGACCUAGAGCCAGAGCCUUGGUUCUGGGUCUCAAGGAACUUGAGGAAGUCUCCAGCAUAUAUGGAGAUCAUUGAGUGCUUUGUUUAUGUUUUCUCAACUGUGCUCAUGAACAGCAAAGUGCACAAGUACAACAAGUAUGUGAAGUCCAAGGAUGACAUCCAGGCUGGCCUCGCACAGGUGUCUGAACAUGACCUUGGUGUGGACAUGAAUCUCGAACCUGAUAUUGAGAGGUCCAUGAGAGAGGCCCUUGAUGAGUGCUUGUCCUUGGGGGCACCCCUCAUUGUCAAGCAAGAGCCAAGGGAGCACAAUGCAGAGCUCAAGACUGUCCUGGCCUUGACAGACCCGGGCAAGGGCAAGGGCUGCGAGACUAGAGAUAGCAACAUCAACAUGCUCCAGGGCAAGGUUGACACUAACAAUGUGAGGCAGUAUCCCUACCACCCAGACCCUGUCCACCUAGCUGCUGAGCUGCACAAGCUCUCCCACCAGGGGUUGCACAAGUACAAGUGCCCUCCUCCCAACAUGGUUCUUGCUGAUUUGCCCGGCACUAUCCAGAUCUAUCUUCAGGAGUACAACAAGACGAUCUUGGAGCAGGUUGCCCACCACGCUGAGCACAAGCUCAAGCUCAUCUGGGCUUACGACAGCCCUGUGCAUUGGGAUGACCUUGUCACUGACCUUGUUGGGGGGGAUUGGUCUGACAGCCUGCUCCAGUUGAUGUACAAAAUUUGCUGCAUUUGA